Acanthosepion pharaonis is the source of this 1692-nucleotide messenger RNA. The record is from the annotation of a GenBank genome assembly. Lineage: Eukaryota; Metazoa; Mollusca; Cephalopoda; Sepiida; Sepiidae.
AUGCAAGGUCUCUUUGGAGGGAAAACAGCUGCUAAAAGAGAUAUUAAUCCACUUAAAUCUUUUCUUUUCUUAUUACAUUUUCUCAUAGUUUCUCAUAGGAAUUUCUGCUACUCCGUCAAUUUUUCCGGUAUAUUCCCAGGCAGAAUUUUUUUUCAUCUUGUAUCUUUCAUCGCUGUCUAUUCAUAUAUCUAUAUCUCACCUGUACAUCUAUCUAUCUAUCUAUCUAUCUCAUUCUCUUCUUAUCACUUUACCUUCAGCCUGUAUAUAUCUGUUCCUAUCUAUCUAUCUAUCUAUCUAUCUAUCUUAUCAAUUUACCUUCAGCCUGUAUCUAUCUAUCUAUCUAUCUAUCUAUCUAUCUAUCUAUCUAUCUUAUCAAUUUACCUUCAGCCUGUAUCUAUCUAUCUAUCUAUCUAUCUAUCUAUCUAUCUAUCUAUCUUAUCAAUUUACCUUCAGCCUGUAUCUAUCUAUCUAUCUAUCUAUCUUAUCAAUUUAUUCAGCCUGUAUCUAUCUAUCUAUCUAUCUAUCUUAUCUAUCUAUCUAUCAUCUAUCUAUCUAUCUUAUCAAUUUACCUUCAGCCUCUAUCUAUCUAUCUAUCUAUCUAUCUUAUCAAUUUACCUUCAGCCUGUAUCUAUCUAUCUAUCUAUCUAUCUAUCUAUCUUAUCAAUUUACCUUCAGCCUGUAUCUAUCUAUCUAUCUAUCUAUCUAUCUAUCUAUCUUAUCAAUUUAUUCUUAUCAUCUAUUCUAUCUAUCUAUCUAUCUAUCUAUCUAUCUUAUCAAUUUACCUUCAGCCUGUAUCUAUCUAUCUAUCUAUCUAUCUAUCUAUCUAUCUAUCUAUCUAUCUAUCUCAUUCUCUUCUUAUCAAUUUACUUUCAGCCUGUAUCUAUCUAUCUAUCUAUCUAUCUAUCUAUCUAUCUAUCUAUCUAUCCUUACUUUUCAUUUCGGACUAGCUUUAAUUUCUUCGCAUUUAUCCUUCUCAUUACUACUUUUUUUUUUCAUUUUUCUAUCUAUUUACCUAUUUCUGUUCACUUCGUUUCAUGUCACCCUACGCGAUCUUAUUUUAUCAUAUUUACAUCAUUUUCUCUUUCUCUCUCUCUCUUUCUCUCUCUCUCUCUCUCUCUCUCUCUAUCUAUCUAUCUAUCUAUCUAUCUAUCUAUCCUCUCUUUCUCUUUUUACUCGUUGAAUUUUUCAAACCACUCUCAUAACACAGUGGCCGACCAGCUAAAUCAUAUGAUUUCCGUUCGUGAACUUAUCUUCCAUUUCUUCUUUCUUUUCCCCCUUUUUUAUUUAUUUGUUUAUUUUUUUUUUCACUUGGUUUUUUUGAAGACUUUUCACAGACUUUACCGCUGGUCUCUUUCUACACAUCCUGUUUCUCUUUCUUUUCUUUCUUUCUUUCUUUCUUUCUUUCUUUCUUCAUAUUCUUUUUCACUUUUUCUUCUUUUCCCCAAUUUGUUCUCUCUCUCUUUCUUUCUUUCUUUCUCUCUCUCUCUCUCUCUCUCUCUUAUUCGCAUGUUCUUUUCCUCUAUGUACAUUUCUCUUACUUUUCUCUCUAUCAUACCCAUUUGGAUGCUAUUUUCACUGUUUUUUUUCUCUUCCUCCCACUCCCUUAGGCUUCUCUUUCUUUCCUUCUCACGUACCGUACAAGACUACAACUAUGGCUCUUUUCAAGGUCUUCGGAUCAAUGAAGAGACUUAA